CUACGCGAUACUCAUGAGCGCCAAAACCAAAUCCCAUUUAUUCCUUUUUGCCGCUCACUCUAAAAUAAAUAUAGAAAUAAAAAAUAAUAAUAAAAAAAUUAACCGCACCCAGACCAAACCCUCCCCCACAAGUACAACACCUUUUCCCCUAAAUUUCACUCUGCAAUUAACAUUCGAAAUCGAAAUCGAUCUUUCUCCCCCAAUUGUUUUCGCCAAUCCUGCUAAAUCACUCAAUCUGCCUUCCUUCUCGUCCCGUUUCCCGAGCCGGAAUCAGGCCUUGAGCCGCAUCAAGGAGAAUGGCUCAGCCGUCGUCGCCGGCUCCACCGAUCGCCCCAGCCCCGCCGCCUCCUCAAGCAGGCGCCGCGGCCGCCGGAGGAUGCCAGGUGCGGUGCGCGGGUUGCAAGAUGGUGCUCACCGUGAUGCCUGGGCUGACCGAGUUCGUUUGCCCUACGUGCAAGCUGCCGCAGAUGCUGCCGCCCGAACUGAUGCAAUCUGCCCAGGCCCAACAGAGGAGUGCUCUGGCGCUCGGCAUUGAUCCGACUAAGAUACAGCUCCCAUGCGCCAAUUGCAAGGCCGUGCUCAACGUCCCCCAUGGGCUGGCGCGCUUCAAUUGCCCCCAGUGCCUCGUGGGUCUUGCUAUUGAUCUCUCGAAGAUUGGGCAACUUCUGCGUCCACUGCCGCCUCCUGAAGAAGUGAACGAGGCAGCCAUUGAUGUUGAGCGGGAGGAAGAUGAAGGUGGCUUGGCUGGAGAAACAUUUAUGGAUUAUCGACCUUCUAAACUUUCCAUCGGUCCACUGCAUCCAGAUCAUGUUGUUGAGACAUCAUCCUUAUCAGCUGUACAGCCUCCUGAACCUACUUAUGAUCUAAAGAUUAAGGAUAACCUAGAAAAUUCAGAGGCAUUGUCAUGCCUGCAGAUUGAAACAUUGGUCUAUGCUUGUCAGAGACACCUUCAGCACCUUCCAAGUGGUGCUAGAGCAGGUUUUUUUCUUGGAGAUGGUGCAGGUGUUGGUAAAGGAAGGACGAUAGCUGGUUUAAUAUGGGAGAACUGGCAUCAUGGAAGAAGAAAAGCAGUGUGGAUUUCUGUUGGGUCAGACUUGAAAUUCGAUGCUAGAAGAGACUUGGAUGAUGUUGGUGCAUCAUGCAUAGAAGUGCAUGCUCUGAACAAGCUUCCUUACUCUAAGCUUGAUUCAAAGUCUGUUGGCAUUAGGGAGGGGGUUGUUUUCUUAACUUACAGCAGCCUCAUUGCAUCUUCUGAGAAGGGUCGUUCACGAUUACAGCAGCUUGUACAAUGGUGUGGUGGACAGUUUGACGGACUCAUUGUUUUUGAUGAAUGUCAUAAAGCAAAAAAUCUUGUUCCCGAGUCGGGAGGGCAGCCAACAAAGACAGGAGAAGCCGUGCUUGAUAUUCAGGCCAGACUUCCUGAAGCUCGCAUCAUGUAUUGCUCUGCAACUGGUGCCUCUGAACCGCGUAAUAUGGGCUAUAUGGUUCGCCUUGGUCUUUGGGGAGCCGGAACUUCUUUUGCAGACUUCGACAGCUUUUUAGGUGCCAUGGAUAAAGGGGGUGUUGGAGCCCUUGAGCUGGUUGCAAUGGACAUGAAAGCAAGGGGGAUGUAUGUUUGUCGAACACUGAGCUACAAAGGUGCAGAAUUUGAAGUUGUUGAAGUUCAGCUGGAAGCAGACAUGAUGGAUAUGUAUGGAAAAGCUGCAGAAUUUUGGGCUGAGUUAAGAAUGGAACUGCUAUCUGCUAGCAUGUAUUACGCCGAGGAGAAGCCUAGUUCAAGUCAGCUAUGGAGAUUGUACUGGGCCAGCCAUCAGCGCUUCUUUAGACACAUGUGCAUGUCAGCUAAAGUGCCUGCAGUGAUUAGACUUUCUAAAGAAGCGUUGGUGGAAAACAAAUGUGUGGUCAUAGGCCUCCAGAGCACAGGAGAAGCAAGAACCGAGGAAGCUGUGUCAAAAUAUGGUGUGGAGCUUGAUGAUUUUGUCUCUGGGCCUCGCGAGUUAUUGCUAAAACUUGUUGAGGAAAAUUAUCCCCUUCCAGAUAAGCCUGAGCCACCGCCAGAGGAUGAGAGUGUAAGAGAGAUUCAUAGAAAGAGGGAAGCUGCCACAUCCGACGUUUCAUUUGCCGGGAGAGUGAGGAAAGUUGCUAAAUGGGAUGAGGAAAGUGAAGAAGAAAGCGAGUGGGAGUCUGAAACUGACACUGAACCGGAUACUGAAUCUGAUGAUGAGUUUCAGAUCUGCAAUGUAUGCAAUGGAGAAGAGGAAAAGAAGAAGUUGCUUCAGUGUUCCUGCUGCAGUCAGCUUGUUCAUCCGGCAUGUGUUGUACCGCCAGUUGAAGAAGUAAUAUCUGGGGAUUGGUCUUGUCCGUCGUGCAAGGAGAAAACGGAGGAAUAUCUCCGAGCUAGACAAGCCUAUUAUGAAGAACUUUUGAAAAGAUAUGAAGCAGCAUUGGAACGCAAAUUGAAAAUUUUAGAAAUAAUACGCUCGUUGGAUCUUCCUAAUAAUCCAUUGGAUGAUAUUAUCGAUCAGCUUGGAGGCCCAGAUGAAGUAGCAGAAAUAACAGGGAGGCGAGGCAUGCUUGUUAGAGCUUCUGGAGGAAAAGGUGUAACAUAUCAGGCUCGAAACACGAAAGACGUGACCAUGGAAAUGGUAAAUAUGCAUGAAAAGCAGCUAUUCAUGGAUGGUAAAAAACUUGUAGCUAUUAUUUCAGAGGCUGGGUCUGCUGGUGUUUCUUUGCAAGCAGAUAGAAGAGCCGUCAAUCAGAAAAGAAGAGUUCAUAUAACUCUAGAACUACCUUGGAGUGCAGACAAAGCAAUUCAACAGUUCGGAAGAACUCACCGAUCAAACCAAGCUUCAGCACCUGAGUAUAGGCUGCUUUUCACAAAUCUUGGUGGUGAACGCCGGUUUGCUUCCAUUGUUGCCAAGAGGCUUGAAUCUCUUGGUGCAUUAACACAGGGGGACCGUAGGGCUGGACCAUCUCUCAGUGCUUAUAAUUAUGAUAGUGCGUACGGGAAGAGGGCGCUGGCGAUGUUGUAUAGAGGAAUCAUGGAACAGGAACGCCUACCCAUUAUUCCACCAGGAUGUUCAUUAGAAAAACCUGAGACAAUUGAAGACUUCAUGCUGAAGGCAAAAGCUGCACUUGUGUCUGUCGGAAUAAUCAGAGAUUCAGUUGUUGGUAAAGGGAAGGAUGCAGGAAAAAUUUUUGGUCGUAUAGUUGAUUCAGACAUGCAAGAUGUAGGCCGUUUCCUCAACAGACUUUUGGGGCUCCCUCCUGUGAUUCAAAAUAGGCUGUUUGAGUUAUUUCUUGGCAUCCUUGAUCUUCUUGUUCAGAAGGCGCGUGUUGAAGGCAAUAUAGAUUCUGGGAUUGUUGAUAUAAAAGCUAACACAAUUGAGCUCCAGGGAACUCCAAAGACUGUUUUCGUUGACAGCAUGUCUGGGGCAUCUACUGUGUUGUUUACUUUCACAUUAGAUCGAGGAAUUACGUUUGAGUCUGCCUCGACAUUGCUCGAGGAAAAGCGGAAGGAUGAGUCUGGUUCAAGCAACAAUGGAUUCUAUGAAUCAAGGAGAGAAUGGAUGGGAAAACGGCAUUUUAUAUUAGCAUUUGAGGGCUCUGCUCCUGGAAUGUACAAAAUAUGCCGUCCUGCCAUUGGGGAAUCCAUCAGGGAGAUGCCUCUGGCAGAACUAAAAGACAAAUACCGAAAACUUUCAUCACUAGAGAGGGCUCGUAACGGCUGGGAAGACGAAUAUGGUGCUUCGUCCAAGCAGUGCAUGCAUGGUCCCAAAUGUAAGUUGGGAAACUUCUGCACUACAGGCAGAAGGCUGCAGGAAGCGAAUGUUUUGGGCGGCCUAAUUCUGCCUGUCUGGGGAACCAUUGAAAAGGCACUUUCGAAGCAGUUUCGACAAAGCCAUAAAAGGCUACGUGUUGUGCGCAUAGAGACCACUGCGGACAGCCAAAGAAUUGUUGGACUGCUCAUACCAAAUGCAGCUGUAGAAUCGGUGCUUCAAGAUCUGGCGUGGGUUCAAGACGUUGAUGACGAGUGAAAGAAACCACAGUUCUUUCUUCAAUUUAUUGCUAUGGAUAUGCUGGUAUGGACUUCCUUCAAGACUCGACAUUGCAAUCUUGACUCACUUUUGGCAAAGCAGCUGUGGAUCACAUUUAAAGUUGUAGGCUUCAUUUUUCCAUUUAAGGUUGUCCAGCGAUGCUUAAAACCUAAUUAGCAGCAGUGUUCAUAUUCUAUUUAUUUAGGCCCUAUUUUGUGGCACAUUUUGAACUUGCCAGCCCUUGUCUUCUAAUUUUUGCCUUUUGUUGUGUAUAAUUAUCAACAUAAAUGUAAUAUUACAACUGUACACUUCAAACUCAUCUCUUGGAAAUAUAAAUUCAAAUGCAUAUUUGUAAUUCAUUGUAA
Striga asiatica is the source of this 4402-nucleotide messenger RNA. The record is from the annotation of a GenBank genome assembly. Lineage: Eukaryota; Viridiplantae; Streptophyta; Magnoliopsida; Lamiales; Orobanchaceae.